CGAAUCCUCGGUCUGCCGUGUCGCUUCGCUUCUCCGGGCCUCGGUCUCUCUCAUCCGCCCGUUCUUUAACUUCCGAGCUUCGGAGUCGCCCCUGGGUGGACCUGGAAACGCUCAUAUUUCCCGGGCCACCUUCGGUGAAACUCUUCUCUUUUCAAGGCGACUGUGAUGCUGUCAAAUGUUGAAGGAGGAACAUGGGAUUCUGAACGGGGGACCUGGCCGUUCUCGGUGUGCUUCAGGAUGAAACGCCAGAGGCAUCUAAGCAGUAGCGGCAGUUCAGACAAUGAGAGUCCUUCUACUUCUUUUUCCUCCUGCUUGAAAUACAGGAGCAAGUCCAAAACGGCAGGCAGCGAACCGAAGAAACCCGCCGAGGUGUUCCGGAAGGAUCUCAUCAGCGCCAUGAAGCUGCCCGACUCGCACCACGUCAAUCCCGAGGAAUAUUACCUCUUUGCGGAUACCUGGAAGGAAGAAUGGGAAAAGGGAGUUCAGGUUCCUUCCUGCCCAGCCUCCAUCCCGCAGCCUUCUCUCAGGGUGGUAGCCGAAAAGGUGAAGGAAGUACUGUACAUUCGCCCCCGGAAGUACAUUCACUGCUCCAGCCAGGAGCCCACGGAGCCCGGCUACAUCAACAUCCUGGAACUGGCCAAGUCCGUCUGCCGCUACGACCUCGACGACAUGGACAUCUUCUGGCUCCAGGAGCUCAACGAGGAACUCGGCGAGAUGGGAUGCGGGCCGGUGGACGAGAACGCCAUGGAGAAGACGGUGGAAGUGCUGGAGCGGCAGUGCCACGAGAACACGAACCACGCCAUCGAGACGGAAGAAGGGCUGGGCAUAGAGUACGACGAGGACGUCAUCUGCGACGUCUGCCGCUCUCCCGACAGCGAGGACGGCAACGACAUGGUGUUCUGCGACAAGUGUAACAUCUGCGUCCACCAGGCGUGUUACGGCAUCCUCAAGGUCCCCGAAGGCAGCUGGCUGUGUCGCACCUGCGUCCUGGGCGUUCAUCCUCAGUGUCUCCUGUGCCCGAAGAGGGGCGGGGCCAUGAAGGCCACCAGGACGGGCACCAAGUGGGCGCACGUCAGCUGCGCCCUCUGGAUCCCCGAGGUGAGCAUCGCGUGCCCGGAAAGGAUGGAGCCCAUCACCAAAAUCUCUCACAUCCCGCCAAGCCGCUGGGCGUUGGUCUGCAGUCUGUGCAAGCUGAAGACCGGUGCUUGCAUUCAGUGCUCCGUGAAGAGCUGCAUCACGGCCUUCCACGUGACGUGCGCCUUCGAGCACAGCCUCGAGAUGAAGACCAUCCUGGACGAGGGCGACGAGGUGAAAUUCAAGUCCUACUGCCUGAAGCACAGCAAGAGCAAGCCGGGCGGGCCGGACGAGGCCGCGGAGACCCCCAGGAACGCCCCCGACCCGAAACAGGCGGAGAGCAAGAAGACCAGCCUCAGGACCCAGAAGCUCAGGGAGCUGGAGGAGGAAUUCUACUCGCUGGUCAAGGUGGAGCACGCGGCCGCCGAGCUCCGGCUCCCCAAGCUGGCCGUGGACUUCAUCUACAACUACUGGAAGCUCAAGCGGAAGAGCAACUCCAACAAGCCGCUCUUCCCUCCCAAGGAGGAGGAGGAGAACGGCUUCGUCCAGCCGAAAGAAGACAGCACGCAUAUCCGGCUCAGGAUGUUCAUGCACCUCAGGCAGGACCUGGAGAGGGUCAGAAACCUCUGCUACAUGGUGAGCAGGAGAGAGAAGCUGAAGCUGUCGCACAGUAAAGUCCACGAACAGAUCUUCAACCUGCAAGUCCAGCUCAUCAAUCAGGAAAUGGAAGCAGGACACUCUCUGCCCAGCGGCCCGGAGAGCAGUCUGUUCUACCCUCCUCCCAGGAUCACUCUGAAGCUCAAGAUGCCCAGACCGGGCCCGGGGGAGAGCCGGACGAACGCCGCCAGGCCCGGCAACGGCCUGCCCCCUCCGGACCACGGGGCCGGCCCCGUUCCCGGCAGGCGGGGGACGCCCCCGCCGUCCAAAGAGCCCCCCGAGGGCCGGGCGGCGUCCUGGCCCCGGCCCGUCCCCGACGGCCGGCUCAACGGGCUGGCGGGCCAGACGGCGGUCCGCAACGGCAAGCUGCCCCCGAGCCCCCGGCCCCCCCGGCCCAACGGGCUGACGGCGCCCGGCGGCCGGAGGGACGACGCCGGCCAGACGGGCCACGAGGCCGAGCCCCCCGGCCCGGCCCGCCGGCCCGCCGGCCCGCCCGCCUUCCGCCGGUCGGCCCUGGACCCCUUCGGCCGCUCCUUCAAGGAGGCGUCCAACAGCCUGGCGAGGAGCGCCGAGGAUCUGCGGGCCUGCGAGAAGCCCCCCAGGAGGCUGAGCUCCAGGGAGCGGCCGUGGAGCCGGGACUCCCCGGACCCGAGCGGCCGGGGGGGCCCGGACCGCGAGAACGACGGCUACUGCCCCGACUCGGAGCUGAGCGACUCCGAGGCCGAGGGCGAGCGGGACGGGGGGUGCGGGCGGCUCAGGAGGGGCGGCCCCCCCAGGGAGCCGGGGAGGGAGGGGGGCCGCGGGGGCCAGGCGCGGGCGGUGCCCCCCGGGGCCGUGCAGAGGUGA
Ornithorhynchus anatinus (platypus) is the source of this 2577-nucleotide messenger RNA. It is a transcript of the gene JADE3, whose product is annotated as jade family PHD finger 3. Gene Ontology annotation, biological process: regulation of transcription by RNA polymerase II. NCBI's taxonomy places the organism in Eukaryota, Metazoa, Chordata, Mammalia, Monotremata, Ornithorhynchidae. Gene Ontology annotation, cellular component: histone acetyltransferase complex. The transcript is spliced from 11 exons. The record is from RefSeq and is a predicted model, not a curated record. Bases 166 to 2577 code for a protein of 803 amino acids.